AUGGAGGCGUCCUCGGACAACCUCAAAAACCUCCUGCCGAUGCUGAAGGUGGUGAUGCCACGGCAGGAGAUGACGAGUGGAAUAAGGCGUCCAUAUCGGCAAUACGAGGAGGACCGCCAUUUCCCUAUCUACGCUCCUGUCUGGCACCCCGUUGGUGCACCUCAUCGAUUCUCUCGUCCCCAGUUGGGCUCAGGUAAUGGUUUCGCACCAUUCAAACCUCACGGAUUCGAAAAGUCCGAGGAGCACCUCAAGGUUGGAGCUGGUAUCGGGGAUGUCGGGUACCUCAACGAGCUUGGCACUUUCACCUUUUUCUUCAAUAUCUUCUAUCCUAAGGACGACCCUAUACAGACCAGUCACAUCCCCCGCAAUUUCACACCGAUUGAACCAUCUCUCUCGGAAUGGGAGGUGAAAACUGUUCCCGGUCAUUUUCCCCCAGGUACAGUUAUUGCUAGUAAGGGCCUAGAGGUUUCCCAUGUCCCAGAUUCCGAGGGCAAGAUCAAAUUUUCGACCUCAGCACGGGAGGCUGCGGUCAUGAUUUUACCAUCAGGCGCCGCUCGAGAGGACCUCGUUGAUACUUCCAGGCUUCACGAAUACGUAAAGACCCACGCCACCGACUGGUACCAACAUCGCAAUCUGUAUAGUGGCAUCAACAGUGCCCUUCCUGACCCUCCUGGCAUGAACGGCACGUUAUAUCUCAUCACUGGGAGCGAUAAAGCCAAGUCUUGGGCGAAUGCAGCCCUCCCUCAGAAUGCAACCAUGGAGGAGCUGCCCAUGCUCUUUUCAUACGAUCCGUCCAGCCGCGAUGAUCGUUUCACGCACAUCGACUACUACACGUACUCUGUCUUUCUGCGUGGCAUUACCAUCGCUUUGAGCGCCGCCUCUUGGGAAAAACAUUUGCCCGAGAUUCCGCCAGACGAAGUCCCUUCCCAGUCCCUCCAUCGACGACCCCUCUUCGACCCGCAAAAUCGAUUGGUACGAAUAUGGCAUUGGCUGCAACGCUUUAAGAAAGAAUAUAUACCCUAUUCCGACGGAAUAUUCCAUCCAUCCACGUUUCUACUGCAGGUUCUGGUUAAUAUGGCUCCUGAGGCGGACCUUGCACUCGUUGAAGACAGUGUAUGGUGCUCCGUGAUCAACGGGGAGAGUCUGACGCACGAAACAUUCAUCCUCUUUUUGCACAGAAUUGUCGAGAAGUAUGACGUUACAACAAACGCUGGCAUCGCGACGUUUGUAUCGAGAGAACCAAAGACCACCAAUCCAUCGCUUGUGCAAAAAAUGCUGGCCGUGACGUCUCGAAGUUCGACGUCGGACAAGCAAAUGCUCAAGAUCAUCGAGCGACUGCUAUCCGAUCAACCGAAGCCCACUCGCAAGAAGAAUAGCUAA
Messenger RNA from Cyclocybe aegerita, 1380 nucleotides. The record is from the annotation of a GenBank genome assembly. NCBI's taxonomy places the organism in Eukaryota, Fungi, Basidiomycota, Agaricomycetes, Agaricales, Hemipholiotaceae.